Sphaerodactylus townsendi is the source of this 1518-nucleotide messenger RNA. It is a transcript of the gene FRMD5, whose product is annotated as FERM domain containing 5. NCBI's taxonomy places the organism in Eukaryota, Metazoa, Chordata, Lepidosauria, Squamata, Sphaerodactylidae. Gene Ontology annotation, cellular component: cytoskeleton. The record is from RefSeq and is a predicted model, not a curated record. Bases 166 to 1518 code for a protein of 450 amino acids. The transcript is spliced from 15 exons.
AGAGAUGCCAAAGGCCAGUAUCUCUUCGACCUUCUUUGCCACCAUUUAAACCUCCUGGAGAAAGACUACUUUGGGAUCCGCUUUGUCGACCCGGACAAGCAGAGGCACUGGUUGGAGUUCACAAAGUCUGUGGUGAAGCAGCUGCGAUCGCAGCCUCCGUUCACCAUGUGCUUCCGGGUGAAGUUCUACCCCACAGAUCCUGCUGCUCUGAAGGAGGAAAUCACCAGGUAUCUUGUCUUCUUGCAGAUCAAAAGGGACCUCUAUCAUGGCCGCCUUCUGUGCAAGACCUCCGAUGCGGCCCUGUUAGCGGGCCAUAUCCUCCAAGCGGAGGUUGGUGACUAUGACCCUGGGAAGCACCCGGAAGGCUACAGCUCCAAGUUCCAGUUUUUCCCCAAACAUUCGGAAAAGCUGGAAAAGAAAAUUGCAGAGAUCCACAAAACAGAACUCAGUGGUCAGACCCCGGCUGUCUCAGAGUUAAACUUCUUAAGGAAAGCCCAGACCUUGGAGACGUAUGGAGUUGACCCGCACCCGUGCAAGGACGUGUCGGGAAAUCCUGCCUUUCUGGCGUUCACUCCGUUUGGAUUCGUGGUCCUGCAAGGGAACAAGCGAGUGCACUUCAUCAAGUGGAAUGAAGUGGCAAAAAUGAAAUUUGAAGGGAAGACGUUCUAUUUAUACGUAAGUCAGAAAGAGGAAAAGAAAAUUGUCCUGACAUAUUUUGCUCCAACUCCUGAAGCCUGCAAGCACCUCUGGAAAUGUGGGAUUGAAAAUCAAGCCUUUUAUAAAUUGGAGAAGUCGAGCCAAGUCCGCACUGUGUCAAGCAGCAACCUCUUUUUCAAAGGGAGCCGGUUUCGAUACAGUGGCCGCGUGGCGAAAGAAGUGAUGGAGUCCAGUGCCAAGAUUAAAAGGGAGCCUCCAGAAAUCCACAGGGCCGGACUGGUUCCUAGCCGCAGCUGCCCGUCCAUCACUCACGGCCCCCGGCUCAGCAGCGUUCCCAGGACGCGAAGGAGAGCUGUGCACAUCUCCAUCAUGGAAGGUGAGUGUUCCGCCUGCAUCUUCACAGAGCUCUUUUCUGCCCAGGACCCGAGGGGGAGGGAGAACCACACACGCAACCCGGACCCCCUUGCAGCAGCGUGGGCAGGAAAGAGGCAGAAUCUGGCCGAACCCCCUCCUUCCCUCCCCCAAGACUUGGCAUCUGAAGCAUCCAGACGGCAGACAAACAGGCAGCCCGAUGGGCCCCCCCUCGGUCUGUCCUCUGCUCCAGCAAACCAGAGAAAAGAGGGACUGCGAGAGAGCGGACAAGGGAGGGGGGAAGGAGGGCUGGGAGAGGACCACGUUGAGUGGAGGCUCCACAGCAAGCACUUCUGCUGUGCGACUGAAGCAGAGAAAAGCUCCAUGCAGAAGCAGCUACACAAGGCACUGCCAGGCACCCUGAAGCCUGCUUUUCAGCAGCAGCAGCACCACAAGCAGAACAGAGAGGCUUCCAGGGAACAAGACCCAGAGGGUUUCAGUCUACGUUGA